AACAUCGAGGUGAUGGGAGGAGUGAGAGAGGAGAGGAGCCUGAAAAACACGUUCAUCAGUGCGGAUUGUGUCGCCUGCAGCCGGAGCAGCAGGUCGAGUCUCUCUCUCUCGGUCUCUCUCUCUCUCUCGGUCUCUCUCUCUCUCUCUGUCUCUCAGGCAAACUGGGAACCAUUUUAAAGAGAAGUUUUUAACCGGAGCGGGGUGAUGGGUGAUGAUGCUGCAGCGGGGGGAGACGAGCCGGAGAGUCCGCUGGAGAGGAGCAGCCACACGGCGUUCACCCACAACCAGCGGCUGUACGUGUGGGGGGGCUACCGGGUCGUCUGUGGCGAGGAGUUCACGCUGCCCAGCGACGAGAUCUGGAUCUGUGACCUGGACAGCGGGACGUGGGAGCGGUGGGACAUCAGCGGCGACUUCCCUCAGGACCUGUCGGACUUCUGCGGCUCGAACGUCGGCAGCACGUUCUACAUCUUCGGAGGCUGCGACGCCGGCGGACACACCAACCAGAUGUUCAGCGUUGACCUGUCGGAGUCGAGCUGCUCGUGGAAGAAAGUGACCGACGCCAGGGGAUCGACCCCGUCACCACGGAACAAACAUUCCUGCUGGGUUCACAGAAACCGAUUAAUUUACUUCGGUGGAUAUGGAUGUAAAACGCUUGGGGAGGCUCAAACCAUGUCAACAUCAAGCUUCAUCGUGGAAGAGAUGUCCUGGACGACGAUUGGAGACACGAUGUUCAGAUGCUGGGGCUGGAACAAUGAGGUCAAUGUGUUUGACCCGCGCACGGAGACAUGGACGGUGCCAGAGACUCGGGGUCCGGCCCCGGGUCCCAGAGGCUGCCAUGCCAGCGCCCUGCUGGGGAACAAAGGUUACAUCUCUGGAGGCGUGGAGACGGCAGAGCUGGACAUGUUCUGCUUGGACCUGGACACGUGGACCUGGACUAAAUUGGACGUCCCACAGUCCGUUUCGCCUCUGGGCCGCUCGCUGCACAGCAUGACGGGGAUAUCGGACCACGGCCUCUUCGUGUACGGCGGCCUCGGCACAGACGGAAACACCCUCAAUGACGCUUGGCAGUUCAACACAGUAAGAAGAGAGUGGACCAGGAGGACUCAUCCACAUAAAGACAAACCCAGGGUCUGUCACACGGCGAGUCCAGGAAGUGACAGCGACGUGGUCGUGUUCGGGGGAAGCAGUAAACUCUGCAUCUUCAUGGACUCGGUGGCUGUUCUACGGGCGCCGUCAGAGCAUCACUGCAGAGACGUGAUCAUCUUCCAGACGCAGCCGUACUCCCUCUUCAGAUUGUGUCAGGACUUCAUCGGGAAGAACCCGGAGCUGUUUGCAGAGCAGCUGAACUGGCUGCCGUCGAAACUCCGGAGCAAAGUGGACAAGAGAGUUUCCUUCUUCUCGAAUGUGACUGUUCUCACGGGAUGAGAACCGUCGUUUUACAGAACCACUCGGAGCCGCUGUGUCCUCAAUGUUUUUUGUAUUAAUGAUUUAUUAUAUAUGAAAAAAAGAACCAUGGUGCUAGUUCCGUUGUUUUAACUUGAGAAAAUAUCAUUUGUAAAUAAUGUUCGUCUUAUUUUAAAACAUAAAGAUUUAUCAGGUAACGUCUUACUCCCAUGUGAUGUUUUUGAA
This is a messenger RNA of Platichthys flesus (European flounder), 1629 nucleotides long. Its product is annotated as kelch domain-containing protein 1-like. Lineage: Eukaryota; Metazoa; Chordata; Actinopteri; Pleuronectiformes; Pleuronectidae. The record is from RefSeq and is a predicted model, not a curated record. Gene Ontology annotation, molecular function: protein binding. The transcript has 13 exons. The coding region runs from base 205 to 1425 and encodes 406 amino acids.